CUAUAUAUAUAAAGUGGCUAUUUAACAGAAAUUCUUGGUUUAACGGAUUUUUUUGUUGUUUUUCCGUUAAAGUUAACAUCCGUCCGUGUGUAUGGAAGUUAUUAUGAUCAUGAGUUUGGCUGGCAGAUGCUGCAUGUACUUCAAUUCAUUAUUAAGGACAUCGAUAUCUGCGUGCAUUGAUUCGUUCGUUCAUGAACUGGCAAAGAACUCAAGCGGUAUGGAAAUUGCAUUAUUGCGACAGAUAUUCAAUGGUGUCUUUUUAAAAGUAAACAAGGCAACGAUGAAUAUGCUGCACAGAGUUGAGCCUUAUGUGACCUACGGGUAUCCGAAUUUGAAGAGUGUCAAAGAAUUGAUUUACAAAAGGGGAUAUGGAAAACUCAACAAGCAGAGAAUUGCUUUGACUGAUAAUUCCAUCGUCGAACAGGCUUUGGGUAAGCAAGGAAUCAUUUGCACGGAAGAUCUUAUCCCUGAGAUUAUGACGGUUGGACCCCACUUCAAGGAGGCAAAUAAUUUCUUAUGGCCAUUCAAGCUUAAGGCACCCCUGGGUGGUUUGAAGAAGAAGAGAAAUCACCAUGUUGAAGGAGGUGAAGUCGGAAAUCUUGAAGAUUACAUCAAUGAGCUCAUCCGCAGGAUGAAUUAGGUCCAUGCAGCAGGAUAUUAUCCUCCCGAAAUCUGGAUGAUGGAAGAGAGGACAUGCGAAAGUUUUCUGGUGAUGCGCAGGAGGUGGCGUUGCUGUUGCACGGUGGAUGUUCAGAGGUAGUAGGCUGCAUCGUAGUGGCUGGGCAGUGGCUCGGAGUAUGGAAAAACUUUCGGUGCUCUAUUUUGUAGCAGAAAAACAGAGGAAGAGUUGGCCGUAGUGGUGUAGGUUGCGUACAUGGUUUACGGCGAUGCUGCUGUACAUGUCUGAAGAAGGAAUUAGGUAUGCCCCACUUCCACAAGGUGCUCUUCUCACUCUUCUGUACAUGUCUAUUAAGCUUCAGGUUGAAUUAAACUAAAGCUGCCAACUGCUAAUUCAUCUUCUGUAAAAAGAAUUCUUAGUUUUUGUAAAUUAUGUUCCUUAGAAAGUGGUUGUGUACAUAAGCUGUUUUUGUUAUAAAAAUCCAGUAGGAAUUGGUUUGACAAAUAGAAGGUACAUAAAUGAUCACGGUU
Juglans regia (Persian walnut) is the source of this 1149-nucleotide messenger RNA. RefSeq names its product 60S ribosomal protein L7-2-like. Gene Ontology annotation, biological process: maturation of LSU-rRNA from tricistronic rRNA transcript (SSU-rRNA, 5.8S rRNA, LSU-rRNA). The transcript has a single exon. The record is from RefSeq and is a predicted model, not a curated record. Gene Ontology annotation, molecular function: structural constituent of ribosome; RNA binding. Bases 92 to 640 code for a protein of 182 amino acids. Gene Ontology annotation, cellular component: cytosolic large ribosomal subunit. NCBI's taxonomy places the organism in Eukaryota, Viridiplantae, Streptophyta, Magnoliopsida, Fagales, Juglandaceae.